AUGGUGCCGGACAUUGAUGUACACCUCGGUUUCGACUUCCUAAAAAUCGAGGGGACUCACUUCCACUGGUCGACGGAUAACAAGUUGAUGGCGGGGGCGGAGGAUGGCGUCGAAAAACUCAAAUCAAUGCUACAUGUGGAUAUGAGUCGCUUUCUAGCGGGUCUAGCGGAGCAGCCAGCCAACUAGGAAACUCCCACUGCGCGUCUGCUGUUCGAGGA
Nilaparvata lugens (brown planthopper) is the source of this 218-nucleotide messenger RNA. RefSeq lists its product as uncharacterized. Lineage: Eukaryota; Metazoa; Arthropoda; Insecta; Hemiptera; Delphacidae. The record is from RefSeq and is a predicted model, not a curated record.